Anopheles stephensi (Asian malaria mosquito) is the source of this 569-nucleotide messenger RNA. RefSeq lists its product as uncharacterized. Bases 102 to 536 code for a protein of 144 amino acids. Gene Ontology annotation, cellular component: extracellular region. The transcript has 2 exons. Gene Ontology annotation, molecular function: chitin binding. Lineage: Eukaryota; Metazoa; Arthropoda; Insecta; Diptera; Culicidae. The record is from RefSeq and is a predicted model, not a curated record.
GGCUAGUGUAGACCGCACGAUGAAUAAACAUUUACGCAUUGCAUUUCGAACAAAACAGUCACAGAGUGGUCCUGUUCGUCCGUGUUCCUAAAUUUUCUGCGAUGGCUAGUGCUACGAAAACAAUUGUCGGUGUUUCAUGCCUGCUUGCGCUUGCACUUGCGCUGAGUCAUUCGGCAGAAGCAGCUCGGUGCGAUGGUCUGCCCGGAGGAACGUUGUUGGUGCACGAGGAUUUUACCGCAUGCAAUCGGUACGUAGCCUGUCAGCACGAGGUCGAUCACGAGUGGUUCUGCCCGCCAGGAGAAUUUUUCAACGCACGUAACCUACAAUGUGAAUCGAGCUGUCCCAUGGAAAGAGAACGCUCAUGGUGUGGUGGAGUACCGGACGGCGUCUUCAUACGCGUACCACCGACGGAACCUGCGAAUUGUCAAAACUACUAUACGUGUUUUGGAGGAAAUAUGUAUUUGAACACAUGCCCUCCUGGAUUUUUCUUUUCCCAAGUACUCCAGGCGUGUGGUGUGAAUCAAGCGGAUUGUUGAAUAAAGCUUUUAACAUAAAUCGUAUAUCCUAAA